Messenger RNA from Hyaloscypha bicolor E, 755 nucleotides. Its product is annotated as glycosyltransferase family 31 protein. Lineage: Eukaryota; Fungi; Ascomycota; Leotiomycetes; Helotiales; Hyaloscyphaceae. Bases 372 to 668 code for a protein of 98 amino acids. The record is from RefSeq and is a predicted model, not a curated record. The transcript is spliced from 3 exons.
UCAGCAGAUCCAUGCCAUGGCUUUUCUCAUGGUGCGAAUGUGGUCGUUUCCGUCAAAACCAGUGCCUCAGAAGAAGUUGAGAAAGUACCCGCACAGAUGGAAACCACACUCCGGUCGCCAAGAAUGUCUUACACUUCUCAGAUCUCGAACAAAACAUCUAACAAUACCGCAUACACGACGCUCUUGAUACCGCUUCCGUAUCUGAGGUCGACAAUAACCCCGACUUCAAGUUCUACCGUGAGCAGAAGGCCCUUUGGGGUGAGAAAAGAGACAUAAGCGGCCUCCCCGAGUCUCCAAAUCAGCUUGCAGCAUGGACUCUUAAAUACAAGUUUUUUCACGUCUUGGAGAAGACGUGGGUGCUGAAGCCGGACAUGGACUGGUACGUCAUCAUCGACGCGGACUCGUACAUUUUCUGGCCGAACACGGCCCUAUGGUUGGGCACGAUGGACCCAAAUCUGAAAUUCUACUUCGGCUCCGCAGUGAACGUCGCGGGUGAACGUUUCGCGCAUGGCGGGUCUGGCAUUGUGAUGUCAAGGGUUGCUGUGUAUGAUAUCGUGGGUACAGCUGCCCGCUGGGAUUCAAAUAUUCGUGAAAGAUGUUGCGGCGGUCUUGUGCUUGGCCUUGCGUUUAAAGAUACGAGAUUGAACUACAGGAUUGGUGGCCGCUGAUGAGUGGAGAGACGCCGCCGAGUAUGCCGUUUGGUCCCGGGACGCCGGAGUAUAUGUGUAGACAAAUUUCCACCUCUCGCUAAAGGC